Molecule: messenger RNA, 195 nt
Organism: Pochonia chlamydosporia 170
Lineage: Eukaryota; Fungi; Ascomycota; Sordariomycetes; Hypocreales; Clavicipitaceae
Exons: 1
Coding region: 1-195 (64 amino acids)
Source: RefSeq, a predicted model, not a curated record
AUGGAUGGACAGCUAUUGGCGUAUUUUGAUACGGAGUACGGAGUCUCAGCUUGGCUCUCUGGUCGAGCUUCGGCGCACUGGGAGCCAAAGCAUGCACCAUGCUACGUAGCAGAGCUGUUGACUGGGAUGCACCUCGAUGCUGAUUGUUCCGGGCCGGACUUUGAAUUCGGACUGACUGAAGAGGAUGGUGCCUGA